This is a messenger RNA of Cryptomeria japonica (Japanese cedar), 776 nucleotides long. RefSeq names its product non-specific lipid-transfer protein A. Gene Ontology annotation, cellular component: membrane. Bases 180 to 554 code for a protein of 124 amino acids. NCBI's taxonomy places the organism in Eukaryota, Viridiplantae, Streptophyta, Pinopsida, Cupressales, Cupressaceae. Gene Ontology annotation, molecular function: lipid binding. Gene Ontology annotation, biological process: lipid transport. The transcript has 2 exons. The record is from RefSeq and is a predicted model, not a curated record.
UUUCCCCGAUUCCGAUGAAGAAAUCCAUACAAGAAUGAAAGACGGAAGAAAGAAUCUUCUUCACAAGGCCAAUUCAAUACUCGAAGCCCAAUCACCAUACAUAUAUAUAUUACAAUCCGGGCUCUACUUUAAGAAGCACAGUGAAACUGUUGUGGUGUUCAAGUUUGAGAAGAAGAGCAAUGGAAGGAAAGCAUAAUUAUACGUUGAAGUUAGUCUGGUUUAUGGUGGGCGUGCUUGGUGCUGCGGUGAUAAUAAGCGGCGGAGUAAAUGCGGCGAUAUCGUGCUCAACGGUGACGUCGGAUUUGAGUGGAUGUCUGUCGUAUGUCACCGGCGGCUCUUCACAGCCGUCAGACAGCUGCUGUGGGGGCGUCCGCAAUCUCAACAGCGCCGCCGCAACUCCAGCUGAUCGACGAAGCGCAUGCAGCUGCAUUAAAACCAUUGCAGGCGAGGUCCCAGGUUUCAGAUGGGAUAGGGCCGGCCAAUUACCUGGACAGUGCGGGGUUAAUAUUGGUUUUCCCAUCACAUCUAAAUUUAACUGCUCCACGAUUAAUUGAUUCGUCUGGGUGGCUGCUGCAACCGUACUUCUUCAUCUACCUUUAGUAUUUAUGUAGUGUGUGAUUAGGAAUGUGGGUAUAGUGUUUGUAGUGUAAGAUAACAUAGAUCUGUGUCUCUUCUGCUGUUUGUGAAUUACAAGUCUAUGAUACGGCGGCCAGCUCUAGAACCCAAAGUUCUUGCUAUAGCGUUGUGGCAAAGCUUGCUUGUGUUUAUGUGUUUAU